This is a messenger RNA of Phalacrocorax carbo (great cormorant), 1454 nucleotides long. The record is from RefSeq and is a predicted model, not a curated record. NCBI's taxonomy places the organism in Eukaryota, Metazoa, Chordata, Aves, Suliformes, Phalacrocoracidae.
GCUCCCGGCGGCAGGCGGGACUUGUGCUCGAAGCGGUGGCGCCAAGGCCGGCGGCGAUGGAGGCCGUGCUGGGGCAGGUGGAGCAGCUUCCCGCGCUCUUGGCCGUGUCUCGCUCCGCGCUGGUGCGGGACUGGGACCCCCUGACCAUCGACAGGGCUCUAGAGUGGGCCCGGUAUUUCCAGCACCUCCACGACCGCUUCCGCAACCGGCCUCGGCUCCGGGAGGCCCUGGGGCGGCGGCUGCGGCGGGGCCAGCCCGGCUCCCCGCUCGGCUUCUCGCACCUGGGCCGCUGCCCGCAGCUGCUGGGCCUGGCACUGCUGGAGAACCGCGCCCUGCCGCCCGCCGCCUACCGCCGCCUGCUCCACAACCUGCUGCAGCCUUCCGACGCGGAGGCCGACUCCCAGUCCUGCGGCCUGGCGCUGCUCGCCCGCCGGAAGGCCGCCUCCCGCCUGCUGACGCUGGCCUGCGGCCCGCUGCUGUCCCCGGAGGGGCUGGAGCCGCAGGUGCAGGCGAAGGCGCAGCUGCUGCUGGACCGGCUGCGGGAGGAGGAGUGGCAAGAGGCCGCGCCGGCCGAGGGGGCCGCGCCGGCCGAGGGGUUCGCGGGCCGGCUGCGCUGGCUGCCCCGUGCCCUGGAGCAGCUCCCCCAGCCCCGGGCCUUCGAGGUGGUGGCGGCGGCGCUGCUGCUGCUGAGGGAGGGGAGCGGCGCCGAGCAGGCCGGAGGCGGGGGUCGGGACGGGAGCGGGCUGGACGGCAACCAGGCGAGUGGAGCAGGAGACGGAUAUGUUGCCGGGCCCCUUCUUUCCUGGCUGCUGGGGAACCCGGAGCGAUUUUCUGCCUUCUGCCUCUUACUUCCGGGCUCCCUUCUUGCCUCCCUAGCUGGUCACUAUCCCCAGUUAAGCAGACCUUAUUUGGACCUCCUAACCGGCUGGGGAAGGCACUUGCUCUAUGACCCUUUGCAGGGACAGUGGCUUAAAAGCUGUCCUGAGGAAGCUGGAUUGUCCUGGGAGGAGCUGAGGGAGCGCUUCAGCUGCCUCUGCCAGGGAUCUGUGCUACUCAGGGAACAGACCCAAGCUGCUCUAAAACUCUUGAAGGUGCAGGAUGGAGACUUCAAUGUUUGUGGCCUAAGUGUGUGGACGGACUUACUGAUGGAAGUAGAGGGAAUGUCUGAGGAAAGAAGCAGAGCGCUUAUGCGUGAACGCAAAAGCAACAUGAAAACUUCGAAAUCUAGCAAAUCUGAUUAACUGUAUUUGAUAUGAAAGGCAAGAACACUGUACCUUGCUCUAGGCUGAAAACCAAGCACUGUUGUGACUGCUGAUCACACUGGUUCUGACUGCAUGUGAAGUCUUUCUGGGAGGCCUUGUGCUUUAUUAUAAUUGCUCUGUCAACUCUGGUCACCACAGGAAAUGUCUUUCUUUUCAGUACUUGCUGCUCACCUAAUAAAAUGAAGAAAAUGC